GCGUGGCCAGAGGGCGGAAGUCGCGCGGUGCCAACGGAGCCCGGACAUGGCGGGCGUGAAAGCUCUCGUGGCGCUGUCGUUCAGCGGAGCCAUCGGGCUGACGUUCCUCAUGCUGGGCUGCGCCCUGGAGUACUACGGUGUGUACUGGCCCCUGUUUGUGUUGAUAUUUUACUUCAUCUGCCCCAUUCCCCACUUCAUUGCCAAGAGGGUGGGUGAUGACAGCGAUGCAGCCAGCAGUGCCUGCAGGGAGCUGGCUUAUUUCUUCACCACGGGAAUUGUUGUCUCUGCCUUUGGAUUCCCUAUCAUCCUUGCACGGGUGGAAGCAAUCAAAUGGGGAGCCUGUGGCCUGGUGCUGGCUGGCAAUGCAGUCAUUUUCCUUACUAUUUUAGGCUUUUUCCUUGUGUUUGGCAGAGGAGAUGACUUUAGCUGGGAGCAGUGGUAGGAGCUCACUGUGGUGCUGGUAAUUCUGAAUAUUUUACAGCUUUUUCCUCCCUGUUCUGUGUAUGUAUAGAUAUUAUAAUGUGUGUGGUCUGUUAUCCACGUGGCUUUACAUUAUCACUGCAUCAUUUGCUUUUUUAAAUGCACUUCAGCCAAAGGGACAGUGCUGACAGUUGGCUUGAAGUCACUAAAAUCUGGAAUGAUUGUGAAUUUAUCCUUGAAGAAGUUUACAAAACCGGAGCAGUUUUAUCCAUUUUUCACUAUAUUUGCAUUAAUUUUUGGUUUAAUUGCAUUGAGCCAUUGGUCACUAUUCCUGUUGGGUUUUUAACCAUAUAGUAUAAAAAUUAUCCUAAUGGGGAUUGUUCAACUUGAUCAAUCUUUCUGCUUUAAUUAGGAUGAGUUUGUAUUUCAUUAAUUGUAAUUUGAGAAAAAUUGUGAUUUUUCUUAAUGACAUAAAGCCAAACAUAAGUGAUGUCAACUCUUACUGCCUAAUGAAAGCAAAAGAAAAUAACCCUGGUUAAAAACCCUUCCAUUUAUUUUUGUUUAAAGAUCAUUUUCUCCCCACA
Molecule: messenger RNA, 1004 nt
Organism: Ficedula albicollis (Collared flycatcher)
Lineage: Eukaryota; Metazoa; Chordata; Aves; Passeriformes; Muscicapidae
Gene: LEPROT
Product: leptin receptor overlapping transcript
Exons: 4
Coding region: 47-442 (131 amino acids)
Biological process (GO): late endosome to vacuole transport via multivesicular body sorting pathway; negative regulation of growth hormone receptor signaling pathway
Cellular component (GO): endosome
Source: RefSeq, a predicted model, not a curated record